AUGGUCAUGGCAAGACUGCUGUUAAGGAUUGCUAGUUUAGCUAUCUGUGUUGUAUUGAGCAAUGCAUUCUAUCCCAAAGACAUUAGUCGAUUGUCUAGUAAAAGUCCUGAUUCUUUCAAUAUACAAGUCAAGGUAGCUACAAUGGGACGAAUGUCACAGAUUGUCAAUAGAGCACCUUCGUUGACUGGAGCGAGAAUGGUUGAUAAUGGGAUUGUGAGUUUGGGCUCCAUGGCAGCAGCUCAGAUUUUGGUUUCUACAAUCCAAGUUGGAACCCCACCAAAGGAUUUUGUAGUGCACUUUGAUACUGGAUCUGCAGUGUUUUGGUUACGAUCCAAUGCAUGUGUUGGAGGAAAUAACUGUGGACAGCCUACAAUGGCUACAUUCACACCUUCAUCAAGUUCAUCAUUCUCUUUGGUCAAUUCCACUUAUAAACCAUUCACAUAUGCUGAUGGCACUGCCGUCACAUGUAAUGUUGGUCAAGACAUUCUUUCAAUCGGUGGUUUAAGCAUUCCCAACCAACAGCUUUGUCUUGCCAAUUCCAUCACUUCCAACACUCCACUUCACGACGGAAUCAUUGGGCUUGCGCCACCAAGUGUGAUGGAGCCGACGAGUGUGUUUUCAAUGCUUGAUACCAACAAGGCGUUUGCUGCUUCACAGGUUUCAUUUUGGUACAAUUCGUCCAGUCUAGUAGAUGGUCACGUUCAAUCUGGUGUAGUGACUGUUGGUGGAGUAGACCCAAGUCUAUUCAAGGGAGACAUUCGUUGGUUUCCUGCUAUGCUUGCAAAUGGCAGACAUUGGAGUAUUCCAUUAACCAACAUCACUCUAAGAGAUGGCUCUAAAAUUGUUCCAACUCAAAAGGAUCUCUUUAGUCCUCCACUCAUCAUCAUUGAUAGUGGCUCUACUUACAACUUUCUUCCUAGAUUCAUGUUUGAUCCUUUAAAUGCUAUUCAUUUUCAAGCUAAAGAUAUAGAUGGUACAGGCACGUAUGCGUUCGACUGCAAUGCAGUCCCAAACCUUUCACCCAUCAUACUCACAUUGGCAGGAGUAGAUAUUAAAAUCAUGCCAGAAGAACAGUACUUUAAAUUCCGUCAGUACUGUAUUAUCCUGUUUACCACUUCUGAUCGUCCCAACUCUACGCCUCUUCUAGGUGUUGGGUUUAUGCGCUUCAGAUAUACAGUAUUUGAUCAUAAAAAAUUCAAAAUUGGGUUUUCUACAACUCAAACUGGCAAUGAUGCUGCUGUUGCAAUCGUUUCACCCAAAUCCAGGAACCAUAGUGAAAGAUCUAGAGUGUAUAGUCUGACUGUGUUGACUUUAUUGGCUGCCGGAUACUUGUUUUUGUGCUGA
Molecule: messenger RNA, 1344 nt
Organism: Batrachochytrium dendrobatidis JAM81
Lineage: Eukaryota; Fungi; Chytridiomycota; Chytridiomycetes; Rhizophydiales
Exons: 5
Coding region: 1-1344 (447 amino acids)
Biological process (GO): proteolysis
Molecular function (GO): aspartic-type endopeptidase activity
Source: RefSeq, a predicted model, not a curated record